UUCUGCUGCAGCUCCUCUCCUCAUGCCCGCCUGCCUGCUGCCGGUGUCGGGUCGCCGGCAGCUCAGCUCCGCUCCUCUGCAGGGCUGCGCAGCUCCUGACUGACAGAGAGAUGAGGGGUGGGGACGCAGGGUGGGGUCACAAGCAGGGAGAGGCGGAGGAGGAAAAGGCAGAGAGAGAGCCCAGCCCUUGAAUACACGGCAACAACACGCCGUCACAGAGAGAGGGAGAGACACAGAGAGACUCGCUGUAUUUUGGGGGAGCAAAGGGAGCCUUCGACGCUGCGGAUAUGAACUGAAAAAGAACACAGGGUUCGUGUUCCUAUAUCCCGAAUAUUCACUGUAAAGGUGGAAACUAGCCCCCCCCCCCAAACCCCCUAUCUCCCUACCCGUUCUUAUUCAGAUAGCGCUACCCAAAGCCCCGACCGAACCCCUCCUGCUCCUGCUGCUCCACCCCUCCGCCGCUGCACCGCUCCGGCAACCGAGAUGCACACGGAGACCCGUAACAAGAAAUGCCAGUCGACUCCUAAGCAGAAGAAGAGUGCUGUCGGCGCCCUGAAGAAGCAGAGGAGCCCGGCCAAGCAGAGCGCCCUGACCCAACAACAUCAACCGCCGCCAUCGUCAUCAUCGCCACCGCAGCCGGCAGACCGGGAAGAGGAAGAGAAGGAGGAGGAGGAGCCGGUGACUAGGCCUCGGCCGCCGCAGGAGGAGGAAGAGGAGGAAGCAGGCGAAGAGGAGCGAGAGGAAGUGGCGACACAUUCUGUGAAGGAGAAAGAGGAGGGCGAGACAGUCAUGCCCUCUGUACAGAUCAAACCAGAGCCGGAGGAGAUGGAGUGCACGGCAGAUGUAGGUGACGACUGCUCACAGCCAACAGACCUGAAGGUGAAGACGGAGCCAGUUUGCAAGACAGAGCCCUCUUCGCCCCAGCCGUGCCGCGCCGAGGACCAGACCGAACCCGUUGACCUGUCGCUCAACAAGCCCCGCUCCUCUACGCUCCCUGCUUCUACAACAAGCAUCACAGUCAACCCUGCACCCAGCGGUGCCAUGACCCAACCCCACCUCUCAGCUACACCUGUCUCCACUUCAGUACAGUCGAUAGGCUCCAUGGUCCUCUCUCCAGGCUCCAUCUUGGCCACUCAGGGGGCCGGGGGCCAGCAGAUCCUCCACGUCAUCCAUACAAUCCCCUCGGUCACCAUGCCCAGCAAAGUGGGCCAGCUCCAGACCAUCCCUGUGGUGGUGCAGUCGCUGCCUGUUGUCUACACCACCAUGUCUACUGACGGCGUCGCCACAGCAGCCAUUACAGUGCCGCUCAUAGGCAGCGAUGGGCGCUCAGAAGGAUCUGUUCGUAUUAAGCCUGGUUCGACAUCUCCAGUGGAGUAUCAGAGUGACAGCGAUGCGGAGAGCGGUACAGAGUCUGGAUCGGCCUCCCUCAGUGCCCAGAGCCUCGACGCCGGGUCGGUUAUGGACUUAGAGCCUGUCGAUCCAGAUUCGCCAGACAUCAAGAGGAGGCGGAUCCACAUGUGUGACUAUGAAGGCUGUAAAAAAGUUUACACCAAGAGUUCCCACCUCAAAGCCCACAGGAGGAUACACACAGGAGAGAAGCCCUACCACUGUACCUGGGAGGGCUGCACCUGGCGCUUCGCCCGCUCCGACGAGCUGACUCGACAUUUCCGCAAGCACACCGGAAUCAAACCUUUCCGCUGCACCGAGUGUGACCGCUCCUUUUCCCGGUCCGACCACCUGUCCCUGCACCGCCGCCGCCACGUCAUGAUGUGAACUCUGACCCCACAGCUCCCCAUCAAACUCCCCUACAUACCAACCUCUUACCCCUUGACAAAGUCACUCACAGCACAUCUUGUACCAGUGCCCCCCCCACCCCACAAAAACCUCACCUCUACUGCCCCCCCACGUCAGGAUUUUAAUCAGCAGAUUAAAAAAGACACUGUACCUCCUUUCUCCUCCUCCUCUUUAUUUUGAAAUCACAGGAACAUCAGGAAUGUGUCUGUGCAUUUGUGUGUGUGCAAAGUGGAGGUUAGGGGAUUUUUACUGUGUGUUUCAACACAACAUCAUCACCAUCAUCAUCAUCAUCAUCAUCAUCAUCAUCAUCAUCAUCAUCAUCACCACCGUCCACCCAACAGCCCUCCCAUCCCAUAACAGUCCCCUCCCUACCAUCCUUCAACUCAACUUCACUCGAAGUUCACACAAGACGUCACCUCCUCACACAGAGAAGGAUGGACUGAACGUCAUCUAACAGCAGGGGCGUUCAUCCAUCCAUCCAUCCAUCCAUCCAUCCAUCCAUCCAUCCAUCACACGCAUCCAUCCAAAAGAGAGGAGGAAGAGGAGGGGGCAAGAGGAGCAGUGACAUGCCUGUGUUGUUUUUGAUCUAAAACCAGAAGGGGAAAUUUUAAGUGGGAUGUCACUUCAGCUGCCCUAUCAAUAUUCAUUCUGUACAUAUCCAAAGUUGGGAAGUUAUGUGACUCCAAGCAAAAUUUUUUGUAGAAUACAAGUAUAGAAAAAUGAUAUUCCCAGCUCUAAUCCUCGGUCCUGCUCUUGGGCCAAAACUAUCUGGGUGUAACAGUAAUAAAUAACAUCAAAGACCCGCAACAAACACAAUGAUUCUGGGUUUGUUUCCUCACAUGCAAAAUUGUGUCUCAAACAAAUACAUAAUUGGACUUAUUUACAGAAUCGUCAGACUUUUCCAGAUGCAUUGGAAAUCUGCAAAAGAUACUCUUAGUUCCUGGUACUGUUUUUUUAAAAAGGGUCUAAAACAACCAAAACUCAGUUUGAUCAUAUCAAUUUGUCAUCACAACGUUUGGAUAAAUGAUUUACUAUAAUUUAAGGGAUCUUGAAAGGCUUUCCAUCCAUGUGCAUAUCAGUGUAUGAGUUAGCGUAUGUGCAUGUAGUGAGCUUUUUGACAGCAGCUGAAGUGACGUCAAACAGACAUUUCCUCUUUGGCAAACAUCUAUCUGAGGCUAGGAUAUAAAAGUAGAUUCUCUAUCUUGUCCAGACUCCCCACCCCCAUCACCCUGCACCCUCUACCCCACCCAUAUCCCCUGGUACAGGGAGCUACAAGACUGUGAACUUUCUAAAGAUUAAUUUGUUUUCAUUGUAUCAAUCACAUUAUUGUUACUUGUGUGUUCUCCCCCCGCACACACCUUCCUGGUUGUUCUUCGAUAACAGUAUUUGCUUUUUAUGUGUUGUUGUUGCUGUUGUCUUAUGAAAUAUGCCUUCAGUUCUAUCUUUUUCUUCUUAGCAAGGAAUGGCACUCUUAACAGAAUGGCAUCCUUUAAAAAAAAAAAAGAAAUCUGAUUAUUUUAUUGUUUUCUGAGGCUGUGAAAAAGACAGAGGAGACACAAAUAGUUUGAGAUUACAAGUAAAACUAGUGCAGGGAAUAGGGGAGCUUUUCUGUGUGUGUGUGUGUGUGUGUGUGUGUGUGUGUGUGUGUGUGUGUGUGUGUAUGUUUUGUGUGCGUUGUUCGUGUGUGUGUCUGUGUGUGUGUGUGUGUGUGUGUGCGUGUGUGCGCGUGUGUGUGUGCGCAUGUUUUGAGACAAACACAUAAUCAGAAUUUAAGAUUUUUACGAGUGUGUGUUCCGGGCACUUGUUGUUCUUUUACCUCUUGCCCGUUGAGCCUUAAUAACUGAAGUCAAUCUGUAAGGGCAAAACCAGAACCACUGACAGAGGACUUUUGGCCAAAGAUAAACUGUGUGUCUCUAUUCAUGAAGACUCUGUUCAUAAGUACCUGAUCUUAGAAAGGACGUUCCCUUCCUUAGCUUGCUUUUUUGUGUUUUGAAACCAAGAAAGAGUGCUACAUGUGGGACCUAUGAAAUUCACAUUUUUAAUUUGGAGACAAAUUGCCUUGUAAACAGACUGUUGCUGGGAAGCCUGUCAAGGUUUGCAGGCUUCUACUCACUAUUUUACAUUGUGUACAACAGUUAGGCAGGAAAUCUGCUGGAUUACUUUGGCACAACAUGAAGAGGGUGCUCCAGAGCAAGCAGAUUUAAAUCUUUUUGAAUGUUUGAUGAUAGCAGAGGAGAAAAAUAAAGUUAAGGGAUAAUUAAGGAUUCACAUUUAGCUGACAAUUGAAAAUGUGGUCUUAUUAUUCAGAAAUUGUCACAGUGACAGCCUCUUUUGUGUACACCAAGAGUAUAUUAUACUUUUGAACAAAACUAUAAUUUUCUGGCUUUGCAACAGCAGAAAGCACCGUGAACACUCAACAAUGUAAACACCCUUUGCACUGGUUUCAUGACCUUACAACACAUUGAAAGUCACAGUGGCCGGGCUGUCUGUCAGUGGUUCUGUGAGAAACCAGGCACUGUGUCGGGCUGUCAGGGUCUGUAGUGCCUGCGAUUUAAACCACGGGGAAACUAAGCGCUCUGCUCACUAGCAUUUCUAUCAGGGUGGGGGGUCAAUUCUCUUUCAACUGAGUUUGUAUUGCAUUUUGACAGAACUUAAUUUAAUGCCUCAAAAUACAAUCCCACUAUAAAUAGCAGAUCAUUUGUUUUUUUAUGCCUUUUUUCCUAAAGUUUCCCUGACAUAACUCCCCUAAUAUCUAGCUUGUCGGGAGUCCUCUUCAUAUCCAAUCAGCACAUUUUUCAAAGUGUUUAUUCUUUAACAGAUUCAGACAGUUGGAACAGAAUUGAACCCCUAACCCUUCCCUCUAACCCACGGUGUCCAUGUCUUAAGUGGGCUGUUUUCCAGCUCCUAUUCUGGGCUGAACUUGAUUAUGCAACAUAACGCAGACCUCGCUCCAAGCACUCUUCUGAACUCAGUAGUAGAGCAUGGGGUAAUCCCUAUGUUCCCAGGGUCCUCACUGUAAGAAGUUGGUAAGGGCUAUCUCCACAACUCAAAUUGCAAAAGAAUAAAGGAAGAUGUUUGAAAUGCAGUUUGAAUGGUAAAAAUCUAUUCAGCCGCUGUGGAGAUAUCAAUGUCCAAAGUCAAGAAAACGGUCUAUCUGCAAAUUUAAGGGCGUAGGUUUCAAGGAGUAUAACGUCAGUAGGCUAUAAGCUGUAAGCAAUUUACCAUAACUGACCCAGGGAAACAUACAUCAAACAUUUGACCUACGGAAAUAAGCAUUUCUGAGAACAUAGAACCCUGGGAACAUACUGUAGAUAUGCCCCUGUACAGGACAAGCUGGUUGUUGUACUGCUGAUAUGCAGCUCACAUGGGUUGUAACAAGAACCUUAAAAAGAAGGUCCGGAUGCGUAGAAGCCUGUGCCGUUGAUCACUGAACAAAGCCGCCUCUGAAUUCACUUUUAGAAUAUACGGAAAGAGUUGUGACUGUGGACUGAUAAACACAGACAGGAACUCAAACUUGUGUAGCCAUGUCUUAAUCAAGGGGCUGAGUGUGAACGUGAUCAAUGGAACAUGCUGUUCACAAUCCCAAUGUGUCCCUUUACAAACAAAAAGGCAAAAACACAUUUGACGUUGUUCUUGUCAGCCAUUCGGAUUUACUGUUGUUGUUGUUGUCAUUUCAAAAGCUAGUAAGCGAGAGCAAAAGGUUAUUCACCUGAUCUUUCACAGUAUGAUAACUGAGAUGGACGUGCAGGCUUCCUGUGAGCUGAGUGCAUGCCAUAAACAGGGACAAUUGUUGUUUGGUCUGUACACUGCAAAAAAAAAAAGAAUUGUCUUGCAAAGUCACUGAAUGUGGUUUUGAUUUUGAAAAGAAAAAUGAAAAGAAAAGUAAUUUCACUUUUUUUUCUCCAUUAUUAAGAAUCUAAACUAAAUUCAGUCACUUGUUUGGAGGGGUAUUGUCCUUUUUUGCAGUGCAGAGCAAUACAAAGUUCCAAUUUCUGUUAGCAUCCCCCUCUGCUUCAACUGAAAAAGUCCAACAUAGUUACUAAGCACAUCUUUCUAGAAGAGUAUAUGCAUUUGAUUGCAAAUUUCUUUCUUUUGUAAACUGUUGAUAAAGACAUUAAGGACAAUGACAAAUAAUAAAGAUAAAUCCAUGUACAUAAAUGUAUAUAAUCAAAAAGUGCAGAGUAAAUGUAACGGGUGAAUAUCUAUUUUUAACACUGACUAGAUAAUGUGAAAAAAUAUUUUUCUUUCUUCUUCUUCUGUUGGUUUGAUGACGUGUUGUUUCUUUUCAAAUCUAAUAAGACAUUUGUUUCAUAGUUCCUUUAAAAAAAAAAAAAGAAUUGGUCCCACUUGUGUUGUGCACACUUGUUGCAUGGAGAGUAGCCUUCUUGUUUUCUUAUAGUGACGUUGGUAAGCAUGUCAGUGUGUGUGAGACUGUGGGGUUCCCUUAACAUUGAUCACCUGAGGAAAACAAAAAACCCCACAUUGACAAUUAUUAAUUAAGGAUCCAUUUAUUAUUAUAACACAGCUUGAUAUUUCUGCACUGGACCUCAUAUAAAAUAUCACUAAAAACAGUCAGUGAAGUGUGAGAUUUAGUUGGUUUGGGUCUCAAGCUUCAGAAAAAGUUCAGGUCAGACGGGGCUAAAAAAUAUCAAUGUUUUUGGUUAUUUUGGAUUAGAUUGUCGUUUACACUCUCCAGACUCAUAGCAGCUCAAUUAUGUUGACAAGUAACACAAGUAGUAACAUAUCCAACCUGGUAUACAACUUGUUCUAUUACAAGACAAGUCAAAAUAUGCUAAUGAAUUUUCUCCCAUUUGACAUUCAGACAUUGAAGGAAGCAAGUUUUGAUACAAAAUGUUCAAAAUGUUUGUAUUUCAUUAGAUGGAUCCCUCACUCCUUUAUUUCUAGGAACAUUUUCCCCACUUAGCACAUGUAUGUCAUUAUGUACAUGAAAAUAUUAAUGGCUCAUCGCUUUACAAGCACACUGAUCAGCUGUGGUGACCAUUAUAGCAGGAACAUUGAUAUUUUAUAUACAGAGACAAACACACACUGAAACCUCCACUGUCACACUGAGGAUAGUCAGUUAUUACACCUCAGAGCCUGUUGACGAUGACCCAGACAAAGUCUUUUCGCUGAUGUUGGAGUUGUUGCAGGGAGACUGAUGCAUGUGUUUGUGUUUUUCCUGCUUCCUGUUGUUUCUUUUGCAGUUUGUGCAAACUUGUUUUCCUUCGGUAUUGUUCUAAAUAUUCUGUUCAUGUAUAAAGCAGGAAUGUUCAUCUGUGAACAGGCAGUGAAACAUUUAAAGAAUUGUAUCCCCAUUGCGACAUAGACGGGAUAGAGUUCACGUCUGAAGGUGACGUCAAUGACUGUGUCCGUCUGUGUGCGAGUGCCUCGACUCACUUCCUCUGCAAAUCAGACAUUUUAAGUAUUUUCUAUUGAAUGCAGUAACUUAUGGGCCAGUACUAUAUUUACUCAGUGCAAUGCAGUUAUCCUUAUAAUAAUACAAUUAUUAAUAAUAUUUUUUUCUUUCUUUUUUUGUAUUUGUACAGAACAAAUGUGUAAAGAUCAGUGAGGAAAACGUGAGCUUUUUGAUACUGUGACUCAUAGUGUUUAAAAGUCAGUUUCUCCCUGUACAGUUGUGAUUAUUUCCCCUUCCCCACUUCUUCUUUUAUAGAAUAAAACAUGUUUUUGGUGCAAUUUAA
Messenger RNA from Sander lucioperca (pikeperch), 7493 nucleotides. It is a transcript of the gene klf8, whose product is annotated as Kruppel-like factor 8. The record is from RefSeq and is a predicted model, not a curated record. NCBI's taxonomy places the organism in Eukaryota, Metazoa, Chordata, Actinopteri, Perciformes, Percidae. The transcript has 7 exons. Gene Ontology annotation, molecular function: RNA polymerase II cis-regulatory region sequence-specific DNA binding; DNA-binding transcription factor activity, RNA polymerase II-specific. Bases 484 to 1773 code for a protein of 429 amino acids. Gene Ontology annotation, biological process: regulation of transcription by RNA polymerase II.